CUUGGAACUCUAAUGUCAGGUUGACUUUAUCCCUUACAUUGACCAUGGAAUAUUGUGUCUAAGAAACCGCGUCAGAACCAAAUUUGCCGUAAUUAACUGCUCCCUGUUACUUUAAUUUUUCUUCUUGUACCAAAGAACUAAACAGCACACACCACUCAGAAUGUUUUUGGAUAGGAGCAGAAUCUUGAACAAUAACCAAGAAACUAGCAGCGAAAGGAUGUGUCCGUUUAAAAUGAUAUGGACAGCCUAACAUUCCUUCCAAGGUUGAUUAUUCGGGAGCUGGGGUCUCAGACGACUUAUCUUGAACGGAUGUAUCCUUGAAAUUUUGUACCGUAAUGCUAAAUCACAAAGUUGGUUACUGCAGAAUGCAGACAUCUCAGAAUCAUGGGAGUUUAGAUGGGGCCGCCAGAUUCUACCAUCAACCUCCUGAUGAGCUCGAGUCAUAUUUGUUAGCUCCAUCAGAUAAUCUAGAUCACUGCACAAGCUAUGAAGGUGGUAGCCACAGUACACAGUUCUCUGUUCUAACACCUGAACAGCACAGCACCAUUGAAUCAUCCACAGGAAGUGGCUGUUGCCCCUCUUAUAAUUCUCCUUCUACUGUCAGUUUUUCAUCUAAUGGCAGUCCCAUUUGUCAGCGGGAUCAUUUAUCAGAUAUGAAUCAUUCUGGUUACGUUCACUGCUAUUCGGAUUCAAGCAGGUCUCGAUCAGUUGAUAAUGAUAAUGAAUUGGAGCACAAAUUAAGAGAGCUAGAGAAUGUUAUGCUGGGACCUGAAUCUCAAAUUUUUAAUGCCCAAAAUAUUACUAUUUCAGGUGCACUUAAUCAAAAUUCAUUGAAGGCACAGUCGUCCAAGCAAGCAGUAGAGAUGAUCCAGACAAGAAACUUAAAAGAGAUUAUGGUUGCCUGUGCAAAAGCUGUCUCGGAUAAUGAUUUAUUGACUUAUGAGUGGUUGAUGUCAGAAUUACGCUUAAUGGUUUCAGUUUGUGGAGAACCACUGCAGCGGUUAGCAGCCUACAUGUUGGAGGGGUUGGUUGCUAGAUUAUCCUCCUCGGGAAGCUCCAUAUACAAAUCGCUAAGGUGCAAAGAGCCCACCAGUGAUGAGCUCCUGUCACACAUGCACUUUCUCUAUGAAAUCUGUCCUUAUUUCAAAUUUGGAUAUUUGUCGGCAAACGGAGCCAUUGCUGAUGCAAUGAAAGAUGAAAAUAGGAUACAUAUAAUUGAUUUUCAAAUUGCUCAGGGCAUCCAGUGGAUCACUCUGAUCCAUGCUCUUGCUUCUCAGCCUGGUGGACCCCCACACAUCCGCAUUACAGGGAUAGACGAUUCCACAUCAGCUUAUGCCCGAGGAGGUGGGCUUGAAAUUGUGGGUCAGAGGCUAUCAAUUAUAGCAAAAUCAUGUAAAGUACCAUUUGAGUUCCAUGCCGUGCCAGUUUCCGCUUGUAUUGUUCAGAGUGAACAUCUAAAGGUUCAGCCAGGGGAAGCACUUGCUGUAAAUUUCGCACUAAUGCUACACCACAUGCCAGAUGAGAGUGUCACCACUGAAAAUCAUCGUGACAGAUUACUGAGGAUGGUUAAGAGCUUGUCUCCAAAGGUUGUUACUCUAAUAGAGCAAGAAUCAAACACUAAUACUGCCCCAUUCUUUCUCCGAUUUAGGGAGACACUGGACUAUUACCUGGCUAUAUUUGAAUCACUCGACGUAGCUUUGCCUAGGGAUCAGAAGGAACGCAUCAACGUCGAGCAGUUUUGUCUGGCUCGUGAUAUUGUCAACAUAAUAGCAUGUGAAGGGCCAGAUAGAGUGGAACGUCAUGAGCUUCUUGGAAAGUGGAGGUCCCGCUUUUCUAUGGCUGGGUUUACUCCUUACCCAUUGAGCUCCUUUAUAAAUGCUACUAUUAAGACUCUGUUGGAGAACUACUGUGAGAACUACAGACUUGAAGAGAGAGACGGAGCUCUAUAUCUUGGCUGGAAGAAUAAGGAUAUAGUUGCAUCCUGCGCCUGGCAAUAAAAUCCUCAUAUAUGCUAAAGAUUUGUAUUCUAAACGUCAGAUCUUGAAGAGCCACAAAAUUAGACUACUAUAAAGAAGGGAGGUUCAGCACUUGGAUUUCAUAAAAUUAGGUAUUCUAACUUGGAAUACGGCCCGUUCCUACUGAAUCAUACACUUAAUUUUCAACAUCAUCCAUCUUUACAACUCCACCAUCUAUUGUUCGACAAACUAUUAUGGCUCUCCUGACAUUCUCCCCCUUUGUAAUCACUGUUAUAUACUCACUUAGUAUCCCAUUAUCUGCGUUCUGUUGAAUCCCCUUUCUUGUUAUAUUAUGAAGUGUUGAAACCGGAUUGAAUUAAUAUGUAAACAGGGCAAGUGGGAUCUUUGCAAAGAUAAGAUACUGGUUUUAUUUUCAAACCUCUUAUACUGCUCAUAGAAUUUUUUUUUUUUUCACUGUCUAUCCGAACUUUUUCAUACUUCUCAUAAUUGUCCAAUGCAUCAAUCACCUUUAGGACUCUCUUUAUCUUCCUGGAACACUUUGUCGGGUUAGUUUCACUUGUUUGAAAGAUUGUCUCGAUUAUAUUCCUCGAGGGAUCCCCUAUAUCCAGCUCUGUUGUCAU
This is a messenger RNA of Olea europaea var. sylvestris, 2596 nucleotides long. Its product is annotated as scarecrow-like protein 21. Gene Ontology annotation, cellular component: nucleus. Lineage: Eukaryota; Viridiplantae; Streptophyta; Magnoliopsida; Lamiales; Oleaceae. The record is from RefSeq and is a predicted model, not a curated record. Gene Ontology annotation, biological process: regulation of DNA-templated transcription. Bases 336 to 1997 code for a protein of 553 amino acids. Gene Ontology annotation, molecular function: DNA-binding transcription factor activity; sequence-specific DNA binding. The transcript is spliced from 3 exons.